AUGUCUGUACUGUGUCAAAGUGUCAAACAGGCAAUGCUCAUUGAAAACUUGUACUCCGUUAAAAUUAGUGGCUGCUGUCCCCGAAACACUCAUAAAAGGCUCAAGCGUGAUUAUACAGCUCAGAACGCCAAUGACGGACUCAGCUCUUUCACAUAUCACCCUGGUGUGUCCAGUGAUCCAGAAGCGAUGGCUCGUGGAGUACAUGGUGUGGGAGUUGCACUCAGCCCCGGAGCUGAACGCGCUCUGCGGGAUUGGAUCCCAAUGAACAGUCUUCCGGUAACCCAGCUCAAUCAAGCUCAGAACCUCUGCAUAAAAACGCGGCCGUACGUUGUGUCAGUGUAUGCCUUAACGGACUGCGGUUCUGACGCUGAGAGGGAUGCUUUCUAUCUAGAUCUAUCCGGGUUUAUUCGUCAACCAAGAAGCAUUGACAUUGUGAUCCUUGUGAGCGAGCUUCACCUAGUUCGUGCCCACUUUCCUGACAGUCCUGCUUUGUGGUGGCGCAAGGGCUAUGGAUUUUUCUACCAGACGUGGAAUUUCCGCAGCCCUGCUUUUGUUAGACUAUGUCGAGCCACACAACGCGCAUUCCUGACCAAUGUAUUGUUUUUCCGACACACUGGAGAGCUUACUUUUCGUCGGCUGCACGAACGCUACUGGAUAUUCCGCCGACGUGUUUUGCGGAAGGAGUCACGCAUCACUCAGGCUCAGCGAAUUUUGCUUGGCGGCUGUCUGAUAUCUUUCGCGCAGGAUAAAAUUUCCGAUGAAGAGUUGGCAUGCACCAUAAAAAGCCUUGCAGUUGAUGUUGAUGCGGCGGCAGAUAAUGACGGUAGUUCAUUUCGAGCUGAGGAUGAAGCUGUGCCUCCCGGUUCCAAUGUACCAGCUGACGACAAUUCUUCGAAUCAAAAUGUAUCAUCGUCAGCCUAUCGAUCCGGUGAUCCAUUUUCCAAUCCACCUCUCACAAAGUUCGUUAGAGAACUUCGUCAGGAGGUGUUGCGCUAUGCCACGGAAUUCCUUCAUCCUGUCCCCCCUCAAGAUGAAUGUAUCCCUGUGGUAGCCUGUACGAUUACAGAGCCCGUCAACUCAAGUGACACGGUGGAUUCACACUUUUCCUCUCUCCUUGGCGGUUUAAAUCUUCAGCCUGAUGGAACUGGAUUUGUUGACAACACCUGGGAUUUGGUGAUUAAUAAGGCCGAUUUGCGUGUUUGGAGGCGAGCGAUAGAUUUUGAUGCGAAUCAACCGCCCACAGCUCACGAAAACACGGAGGAACCGAGCACAGAGACACAGAAAAACGGAGAAAAGUCCAGAUGUCGAUAUGAAUACCGGCCCCAGCGUGAAUAUAUCUACGUCCGCCGUUGGUGGUUAGAACCCAAUGCUUUGGUUCACAAACCCGAUACACCGACAGAAGAAAGCCUCACUGGAGAGCACGGUCGUUAUGCAGUCGUUCUUUCACGGUCCAGCGGCAUCGCUUCACCCGAAGGUCACCAAGCGGUUAAUGGCAGUUCACCCCUAACACGUUGGAACGAACGUGUGAAGCAGACAACUGUGUUUGUGAAAUCAUAUCGGUCUGCGAUGCUAAUUGAGGCCCACGAACGAUUCAGUGAGCUUGGAAUGAACUAUUAUCUUGUCUAUUAUGAUGAUCCACAAUUGCCGAUGGGUGAUUCCGCCUUGAGUCUCCUCUCCGGAAAAGCUAUGAAUCAGUUCAUGAAUCAACUUCACUCCGCUGCUCUGACACUCACUCAGACGGGACUACCUUCUGGUAUCGACGCUGUCGUGUUUCACAUGAAGCCGAAGGAAUUUUCCGAUACUCCUUCUUCAGCCGAUGCAAAGUUUGUGCAUCCAGAACGCUGUCCUCUCCAUGAGUCUCUCAAUCCAAAACGAACUGAAAGACCGAAGCCUCGAUUCUUCGCCGACUACGUUAAUGAACCUACCCGGCUUUCGAAUGCUGCGUACUAGACCUUGCGGAAAAUCACUGAGAUCUACUUAUGAUGAAUGGUAUUUCGGCAACGAAGUGUCGGCUCACUUAAAUUUAUUUUUCACGCCGCCGAGAGUUUCUGCGAAGCCUCCGAUUCUCCGCGUGAUUUUUCUGCCUCCUGUUUUUCACCCUUUUUGUACAAAACGCGUAUUUUAGUGAGUUCGGUCCAAAGUCGUGAACUCUUAGAUGACCUUCUGCCAUUCAGCCCCGUCUAUUCGUUUGUCGGCCUUUCAUUCUGAA
This is a messenger RNA of Opisthorchis viverrini, 2209 nucleotides long. RefSeq lists its product as hypothetical. NCBI's taxonomy places the organism in Eukaryota, Metazoa, Platyhelminthes, Trematoda, Opisthorchiida, Opisthorchiidae. Bases 1 to 1950 code for a protein of 649 amino acids. The record is from RefSeq and is a predicted model, not a curated record. The transcript has 6 exons.